This is a messenger RNA of Tilletiopsis washingtonensis, 1501 nucleotides long. RefSeq names its product leucine carboxyl methyltransferase. The record is from RefSeq and is a predicted model, not a curated record. Gene Ontology annotation, molecular function: protein C-terminal leucine carboxyl O-methyltransferase activity. Bases 169 to 1344 code for a protein of 391 amino acids. Gene Ontology annotation, biological process: C-terminal protein methylation. The transcript is spliced from 4 exons. NCBI's taxonomy places the organism in Eukaryota, Fungi, Basidiomycota, Exobasidiomycetes, Entylomatales.
GGGAGAAGGAGGUGGCCCAGAGGAGGAGCAAGCGUGUCUCUUCUCGUGCGAGAGCGCGCCGCGUCUGCACGGACCUUCUGCAGCGCCGCCAUCUUGCGCCUCUCUUUCUGCUCCACCUCGAAGUCGCGUUUGCCUUCAGCUCCACGUGCUCCUCAGUCCACCUUUGUCAUGUCUGGCCUCUCGCUCGGCGUGCCUCGUUCGCGCCGCGCCGCCGCUCCAGGCAGCGACGGCGUCGCUGGUAGCUCUAGCGCGCCCUCUUCCUCCACCUUCGCCUCCGACCAAGCCGUGCGCGCGACCGACUCCGAUGCUCUCCUCUCCCGCCUCUCGGCCAUGCGCGCAGGCUAUCUCCCUUCCGAGUCAUUUUCAGCGCACUUCGUGCCCAUGGGCACGCCACAGCCACUGCCGCGUCGUCCGCCGAUCAUCAACAUCGGCACGGCGCUGCGCUGUCGGCGCCUCGACGAAUGCGUCGAGAGGUUCCUGAGCGAGGGCGAGGGCAAGAAACAGAUCGUCAGCCUGGGAGCGGGGAGUGACGCGCGCUUCUGGCGGAUACAGGCAGAAGAGAAGCUCGACGUUCGUCUGGCACGCUACGUAGAGCUCGACUUUCCGCAGUUGACGCGCGCCAAGAUUGAGCGCAUUGCGCGCUCUGAGCCGCUGCGGAAGCGAGUGGGCGGGACUGGACCGCAGGGCAUGCGCGUCGAGCAAAACGGCAGUGCUCUGCACACCUCUCGUCUGCACAUCCUCCCGUGCGAUCUUCGUCAGAUCGCCACUGCGCCUCCCUCCUCUUUAGACGAAGGCUCGGCAUCUCACAUCUCCGAGUCGCUCCUCUCCGUGCUCGACGCCUCGCUUCCCACGCUGCUGCUCGCCGAAUGCGUGCUCGCCUAUCUUCCGUCUGCUUCUUCUCAAGCGCUGCUGCAGUGGUUCGCGCAGCGGUUUGGCAAGCUCGAGGUGCUCGCCUAUGACAUGUGCAUCGGCGGCGAUGCCGGAGCUACGGCCGCAGGAACAGCGCCGAGCAGAUUCGGACAGGUCAUGCUGUCAAACCUGGGCGCAAGAGGCCUGGAUCUGCCCGGCGCGCGAGGCCUGACGACGCCCGAGGCGUACGCGGGACUCUUUGAGCGAACUCUGAGCGCUUGUGCUGAAGGGGACAGCACGCAGAGCGAGGCGCAGAGUCUCAAGCACGUCUGGAGCGCAUUGCCGGCGGAGGAGAGAGUCAGGCUCUCGAGAUUGGAGGGCCUGGAUGAGGUGGAGGAGCUCGAGAUGCUGCUUUCGCACUACUGCGUGAGCUGGGCAAAGCGGAGCGGGACGCCGGCGGCGCAAGAGGCCUUGGAGGAGCGAGCGGCGGAAUGAGAUGAGGUGGGCAUUCGCUUGAAGGAAGCGAUGUGGUGGCAGACUAGAAGAAAGCGGCAGGGCUACGACGGCGAUGCAUGCCGGCAGGCCCGGACGCAGGCGCCGGAGCGGCAGGCUCGUCGCGGCCCAGCACUUUCUGCACGCCCUCCGCGACGCU